Messenger RNA from Opisthorchis viverrini, 2793 nucleotides. RefSeq lists its product as hypothetical. NCBI's taxonomy places the organism in Eukaryota, Metazoa, Platyhelminthes, Trematoda, Opisthorchiida, Opisthorchiidae. Gene Ontology annotation, cellular component: synapse; microtubule; plasma membrane. Gene Ontology annotation, molecular function: microtubule binding; GTPase activity; GTP binding. The record is from RefSeq and is a predicted model, not a curated record. The coding region runs from base 529 to 2793 and encodes 754 amino acids. The transcript is spliced from 14 exons. Gene Ontology annotation, biological process: receptor-mediated endocytosis.
GUUGUGCUGUAGGCCGACUUCGGUGAUUGUGGCAAAAUGUCCGGCAAUGCUGGAAUGGAACAGCUUAUCCCGCUAGUAAACAAGCUGCAAGAUGCUUUUUCCUCACUAGGACUACCGCUCAAUUUGGACUUGCCACAAAUAGCAGUUGUAGGCAGCCAAAGUGCGGGAAAAAGCAGUGUGUUGGAAAAUUUUGUUGGGCGGUAAGGUGAAGCUAUCUGUAUUUAUCCCUUCUUGCAGCGAUUUCCUCCCACGGGGUAGCGGGAUUGUUACCCGUAGACCUUUGGUGUUACAGUUAAUCAACGCACGUUCAGGUACGAUCGUUCGAUUUGCCGACUUACCUACCCAGAAUACGCCGAAUUUCUCCAUCUGAAAAAUAAACAAUUUACCAACUUCGAUGAAGUUAGGAAGGAAAUUGAAGCUGAGACCGAUCGGGUUACCGGAUUGAAUAAGGGGAUUUCGAACUUGCCGAUUAAUCUACGAGUUUAUUCCCCUAAUGUUCUCAACUUGACCCUAAUCGACUUACCCGGUAUGACCAAGGUUCCAGUGGGUGACCAACCGCCAGACAUUGAGAUCCAAAUCCGCAACAUGAUCCUCGAGUUUAUCACACAGGAGAGCUGUCUAAUCCUUGCGGUCUCGCCGGCCAAUUCGGAUCUGGCCAACUCGGAUGCGCUCAAACUGGCUAAGGAGGUGGACCCACAGGGAAUGCGAACAAUCGGUGUCAUCACCAAAUUGGAUUUGAUGGAUCAGGGAACGGACGCCAAAGAUGUUCUGGAGAAUCGCUUGCUACCGUUGCGGCGUGGCUACAUUGGUGUGGUCAACCGGAGCCAACGAGACAUCGAUGGCCACAAAGAUAUUAAAGCAGCUCUCGCAGCGGAACGCAAGUUCUUUCUCACGCACACGGCUUACCGCCACAUGGCCGAUCGAAUGGGCACACCAUUUCUACAAAGUACCUUGAACCAGCAGCUGACCAAUCACAUUCGAGAUACGUUGCCGGGGCUGCGGAACAAGCUACAAUCGCAAAUGUUGGCUAUCGAGAAAGAAGUGGACGAGUACAAGCACUAUCGUCCCAGUGAUCCUUCGUUCAAGACAAAGGCGUUGUUACUCACAGUCCAAAGUUUUGAGAAUGAUUUCCAUCAGGCCAUCGAUGGUGGGGGUGCGGAAAUCGAUACGAAAACUCUGUCAGGUGGAGCUCUGAUCAAUCGUAUCUUCCAUGAACGAUUCCCCUAUGAGUUGGCUAUGAUCCAAACAGACGAAGAGGAACUACGAAAGGAAAUUAGCUACGCCAUUCGAAACAUUCAUGGAAUUCGCACUGGUUUGUUCACACCGGAUUUGGCCUUUGAAACGAUCACUCGCAAACAGAUUGAGAAGAUGAAAGUCCCAUCCGUCAAAUGUGCUGACUUGGUGGUGAACCAACUGACCGAAGUGGUUCAUGCUUGCACCAGUCGGAUGGAAAACUUUCCACGCCUUCGCGAGGAAACCGAGCGUAUUGUGAAUCAGUGGAUCCGCGAAAGAGAAGUACGAGCCAAGGAACAACUCAUUCUGUUGGUCGAUAUUCAAUUGUCCUAUAUGAACACAAAUCACGAGGAUUUCAUUGGGUUCGCCAACGCUGAGCAACAGUCUUCGGAAACUGCAAAAGCCAAACCAGGAGAUAAGGUCAUUCGAAAAGGCUGGCUUUCGCUUCAGAAUGUGACCCUUUUGCGCGGUGGAAGCAAAGAAUUCUGGUUUGUCCUGAACACCGAGGCAUUGACCUGGUAUAAGGACAACGAGGAAAAAGAGAAACGAUAUGUGCUACUUCUGGACGGACUGAAAAUUCGAGAUGUGGAAACCGGGUUCUUUGGCAAGAAGCACGUGUUCGCGCUGUUUUACCCGGACUCGCGAAAUGUGUACAAGGACUACAAACAGCUGGAGCUAUCGGCAGAGUCUUCGGAGUUGGUCGAAUGCUGGAAGGCGUCAUUUAUGCGUGCUGGUGUCUACCCCGCCAAACCGAAGGCAGAGAAAGUGGAGGAGCAGAUGGAUGGAAUGGCCUUGGACGGAGCCGACCCACAACUGGAGCGACAAGUCGAGAUUAUCCGCAAUCUUGUGGAGUCGUAUAUGAAAAUAGUGCACAAGACACAAAGGGAUUUGGUCCCCAAAUUGUUGAUGCAUAUGCUGGUCAACGAGAUCAAGAACUUCCUCAAAGGCGAACUCUUGCCCAAUCUCUAUCAAGCCGGUGACUUGAACACUCUAAUGACCGAGUCUCUUGGGGUUCAACAAAAGCGCGAGGAGAUGGUUCGUGUGUACGAUGCGAUGAAGGAGGCUCUAAGCAUCAUUGGUGAAGUAUCCAUGUCCACGGUCUCUACCCCAAUACCGCCACCGGUCAAUGAUGACUGGUUACAGGUAAAUCUCCUGUGCUCGAUGGUUUGUCUGUCCAACUUGAUAACCUGUUCCCCGAUUUUCAAUCGGCCCAUACUGUUUUCUCUGUUGCAGCAGGAUUCCAAUCUGUCGGUGAACGCCUCCACAGGACCACCUCCACCAAGUCCUGGUGGUAGCCGUAGGCCUCCACCACCUCCUCCGGGUGGCUCAGCAGGUGGUGGUAAGGUGCUGACACCUUCGGUUGCGUCUCGCGCUGCUCCGUCCGUGCCUAGUCGGACAGGCUCCAGCCCUCAGUUGCCCGCUCCAUUGGUUCCUCACGCCAACACUGAUGUUGCUGUCUUUUAUGAGGAUGAUGGUGAUGAAGAAGAUUAUGAUGAAGAUGAUAAUGAAGAAGAAGAAGAUGGUGAUGAUGAUGAUUGCACCCAUCCAACUGCGCGCUGA